Dendroctonus ponderosae (mountain pine beetle) is the source of this 994-nucleotide messenger RNA. RefSeq names its product protein Skeletor, isoforms B/C-like. Bases 170 to 979 code for a protein of 269 amino acids. Lineage: Eukaryota; Metazoa; Arthropoda; Insecta; Coleoptera; Curculionidae. The record is from RefSeq and is a predicted model, not a curated record. The transcript is spliced from 4 exons.
UUCGUUAUUAGAAAGUUGAAAUCGAAAGCGGUCUUGAGUCCGCAUUCAGUGGUACGACAUACUGAAGGUUAAUUUAAGAAUAUGUUCAUUACUUAGACAGUCAAGACAAAUAUUUCGGAAAGUUUUUAAAAAUGUGUAGUGACUUUACGUGCAAUAUUGGAAUUAAAAAAUGAUUUCAUGUGUGAUCCUAGUUAUAUUGCUGUGUUCUUCAGUUUUCAGUCAAGAUGACGAAGGUCCAUACAAAGGAAAAUUUAUAGGUAAACUUAACUCUUAUCACCACCAAGUAUCCGGAGACGUAUAUGCUGUAGACAAAUAUACUCUCCUCCUGACCUCGUUCAACUACGAUGGUAAUGGAGCCGAUACCUUUUUCUGGGCCGGAGCUGCAAACAGGCCCGGCCCUCAAGGAUUUAUUGUUCCCGAUUCACGUGGGAAAACUAAUGUGCUUGAUCGCUACUUUAAUAAAGACUUCACUCUAGUUCUACCAGAAAAGAAAAAAAUUACAGAUAUUAAAUGGUUUGCCAUAUAUGAUAUUUGGUCUCAAAAUACGUUCGGAGAUAUUUAUAUUCCCGAAGAAUUUGAACCACCAGUGGCUCAAAAAGUAUCUCAACUCACCGGCAAAACGAAUUCCAUUAGUACAAUUUCAAUUGAAAUCUUAGACGCUAAACAAAUUAAGCUGAUUGGAUUCACUUACGAUGGAAAAGCUAAAGAUGCGUAUUUUUGGGUGGGUGUUGGAGCUCAGCCAGUAUCUAAAGGAUUUAAAGUACCAGACGAAUAUGGAUACUUGGAUUCCCUUAAGGCAUAUAAGAACAAAACCAUAAUCUUAGAAAUUCCAGGGGAUCUCACGAUUUUUAAUAUAGAUUGGUUCAGCAUAUUCGACCAUGACACAAAUACAAAUCUGGGCUCGAUUAUUAUUCCAGAAGCACUGAACGUUCCUCCCUCUUUGGUGAAAGUCACUGUAAGUAAUUUAAUCUCUUUAUAAACGCGUAAUGUCAAU